Anopheles cruzii is the source of this 346-nucleotide messenger RNA. RefSeq lists its product as uncharacterized. Bases 23 to 346 code for a protein of 107 amino acids. NCBI's taxonomy places the organism in Eukaryota, Metazoa, Arthropoda, Insecta, Diptera, Culicidae. The record is from RefSeq and is a predicted model, not a curated record. The transcript is spliced from 2 exons.
GCAAAGACCUUACAAUUGAAAAAUGAUCCCGCGCAAGUGCAUCGUGCUGCUUUUGGUCAUUGUGGCCAUCAUGGCCAAUAAAGGACAAGGGCGUAGUAUCGAGCGCUCCAAACGAGACGUGGUUGCGGAUGGUAUCCAAGUUUCCGCAUCGGUAGAGGACAGCCGAUCCAGCAUUCCCGUAAUCAGCGAUAUUCAACGGGUGGAGAAGAUUGCCGAUUUGGUCAUUUCCAUCGGCGAGCAAGUCAUUCCGGUGCUGCUCAACAAUCUGGCCGAACAGGUAAUGUCGGGCGAUCGAAAACUUUCACGACACGCCGAGAAACCUCCUGGGCCUGGACGCGUCAUGUAG